AUGAGUGGAAAGCACGUAAUGGUUGAAGAAAGCCAGCUUUCUUUGAAGCGCAGUCGUGCAGGCGCAGAAGACCAAGUCAACGAUCCACCUGCGGUCAAGAAGGUCGUCGUUGGAUAUUCCGACUCGGAGGGAGAGGACGGUGAGCACCCCGAUGAGAUCAUGCUCGAUGGAUACGCUGAUCCAUUUCCAUGGGUCGAGCCCGAUCGUUGGAACACCAAGCCGAAUUUGGCGUUACGCCUGAGCCGUGUCUACAACGAGCGCGGCAUGGAAUACGUGAUGAUCAGUAUGCAUGCAAAAGCCGAUCCGGGACGCCGUCGAAGGUUCCUCAAGCGUCUCUGCGACUUUGCCUUGGAGGAUGAUUUCAACAGGAUAUCACCCUCUUUGGGUGUCGACUAUCUGGAGCUUGACACCCAUGCGCUGGAGACGUACAAACGCCUCAUCCUUAGGCGCCUCACCUCAAGCUCGAAGAAGAGAAACAGUGGUUUCAUCAUCGGUUCGCCGCCAAGAAAUGUACGCACAACUACGCAGACUUCGUCAACGUGCCAACAAAAUCGGUUCCGGCAUCCGCAACAAGUCUACGUCAAAGCGGAAACCGUCGGAAAGACGCUGAAUAGCCUAGAGGUUGCCGAAGAGGCGUUGCUGCUGACCAAAAACCGAUCAUGGAGAAUUCCGUUGGCGAGAGGUGCGUGUUGCUGGGAUCGAUGCUGCUGGCGGAAGGAUCUUCGAGUACUGGACGUCAAGCGGCAAUGCGUUCGA
Messenger RNA from Mesorhabditis spiculigera, 756 nucleotides. NCBI's taxonomy places the organism in Eukaryota, Metazoa, Nematoda, Chromadorea, Rhabditida, Rhabditidae. The record is from the annotation of a GenBank genome assembly.